This is a messenger RNA of Xiphophorus maculatus (southern platyfish), 4334 nucleotides long. RefSeq names its product papilin, proteoglycan like sulfated glycoprotein (gene paplna). Gene Ontology annotation, cellular component: extracellular matrix. Gene Ontology annotation, biological process: extracellular matrix organization. The record is from RefSeq and is a predicted model, not a curated record. The coding region runs from base 359 to 3946 and encodes 1195 amino acids. Lineage: Eukaryota; Metazoa; Chordata; Actinopteri; Cyprinodontiformes; Poeciliidae. Gene Ontology annotation, molecular function: serine-type endopeptidase inhibitor activity; metalloendopeptidase activity. The transcript is spliced from 27 exons.
UAUGGAGAGCCAAACACAAAACGAAAGCUCGCGCUAACUGUUAUUUGUGGAGUCUAAAAUUACACAGUGGGCGUGAAACUUCCCCGCGUCUGCCAGGAGGGGCUGUAAUUGGGCUGCCAGAGCUGCGGGUUAAAAGGCGCGGAGCAGACGCCCCGCAAAGAGCUUCAACUUGCGCCACUUUCUCCACUACCUGUUGGCUUCCUGCUGGGACACAGAGGAGCGAAGAGACAAAGGCUUUCCGGGCAGACAUAUCCCACUUAUCCCCGGACACGGCGGCUCUCUUUCGGACGCUUCGAGCCAGUCCUCCGCUGUCAGCUGAGCCGCGUCCACACAAGAGGAAAUCUUCCUUUAAAAAUAAAUGACACUGAACAGGGGUUCAGCGAAGAUGCUACUUCCUCUGGUAAUCCUGCAGCUGCUUCUGGCUCCAGCAUUCAUGCUGCCCAGUGUGGAUUACUGGGACUCCUGGGGUCUUUACGGUGAGUGCAGUCGUAGCUGCGGCGGCGGUGUUACCAUGAGAACAAGACGCUGCGUCACCCAGAGGACAGAUGGUGGACACAACUGUGUGGGACCAGACAAGUCUUAUCGCAUCUGCAACAUCCAGGAUUGUCCAGAGGGAUCCAGAGACUUUCGGGAGGAACAGUGUUCCCAGUUUGAUGGGACUGACUUCCAGGGAAAACGCUACAAGUGGCUCCCAUACUACGGAGCGGAGAAUCCCUGCGAGCUGAACUGCAUGCCGAGAGGGGAAAACUUUUACUACCGCCACCGCAGCUCCGUCGCUGACGGUACCCCGUGCCACCCGGGACGGAGGGAUAUUUGUGUGGGCGGAGUCUGUAAGCGCCUGGGCUGUGAUAACAUGCUGGAGUCUUCCCAGCAGGAAGACCCCUGCCUGCAGUGUGGGGGCAGCGGCCAGUCCUGCCACCUUGUCAAGAACACCUUCAACGCUCGCAACCUGCCAGCUGGCUACAACCAGAUGUUCAUCAUCCCUGUCGGAGCCACGACCAUCAGCAUCAGAGAGACGACGGCCACGCGGAACUACCUCGCCAUCAAGAACCUGCGUGGCGAGUACUACCUCAAUGGCCACUGGGUAAUUGAGUUUUCCAGGGCGACACCAAUUGCCGGGACCAUGCUCUACUACCAAAGAGGCGCUGAGGGCGAAAACGUACCCGAAACCAUCAUCGGCCGCGGUCCUACCACUGAACCACUUGUUGUUGAGCUGAUCAGCCAGGAGACUAACCACGGCAUCGAGUACGAGUAUUACCUUCCAAAUGGCCGUUCCAGGCAGGGCUACUACUGGAGCUCUGGAUCAUGGUCUUCUUGCAGCAAAGAGUGUGGAUCAGGCUAUCAGUCCCGCUUGGUCUUCUGCUCGAUCGACAACGAAGCCUAUCCCGACUACCUCUGUGCUUCUCUGCCAAGGCCACAAUCAAACCGCACCUGCAACCCCCAUCCGUGCCCACAGACCCAAAGCUGGAGAACUGGGGAGUGGAACGCCUGCUCUGUGACCUGCGGUGGGGGCUCUCAGCUGCGCUCUGUGCAGUGCAUACUGCAUGAUGCGUCUGGCCCCCAGGUGGUGGAGGACGCCGUUUGUGCCGCCUACGCCGACGCACCUCCCUCUCUGCGGACCUGCAACAUGCACAAAUGCGCAGAGUACCGUGUGACCGGAUGGAGCUCGUGCUCAGUGAGCUGCGGGUCAGGCGAUCAGACCAGAGACGUCACCUGUGUGGGAUCAGGUGGCACAAUGUUAGAAGAAGCAUCCUGCAGGACUUUGCUCCGCCCACCUUCCGUCCAGCCGUGUGAGAUGCCCGCUUGUCCCAAACAGAUCCAUUGGCAUGUGGGAGCCUGGGGGCUGUGCUCCAGAAGCUGCGGUUCUGGCUCACGAGAGCGCCAGGUGAUCUGCUCGGAUCAGGAGAGGAACCUCUAUCAUGUGGACCAGUGCAACGCUCAACCCAAACCCUCCACAAUGGAGCGCUGCAACACCCAGCCAUGCUUCAGUCCACAGGUCGUCCCCAGCAUCCAGAACCCGCGAGGACACGACCGCGCUCAGACUAGCUUCCAGCCCUACGUGCCAGAUAUUUCAACAGCCCGCAGGCCAGAGACCAGAGACCCCACCCAGAGGAACACGGUACGGGACCCUCACGAUUUCUCCCCGGCCCUCCACUGUAGCCAGUCCAUCUAUGGCUGCUGCCCAGACGGACGGACCUCAGCCAGGGGCCCCCAGGGCCAGGGCUGCCCGCAGACUCCAACUCCCACUCCUGCCCCGUCGUCCUGCUACCAGACAAGUUACGGCUGCUGCCAGGAUGGUGUGAGAGCUGCUCAGGGCCCCAACAGAGAGGGUUGCUUAGAGUAUGUGGCCCCUGCGCCUACGGUUUCUUCUCUACCAACUGAGAACGCUGUAGAGUGCCGCACUACCACUUACGGGUGCUGCUAUGAUCGCAAGACACCAGCAGGGGGCCCUAAUGGCGAGGGCUGCCCCAACCCACCCAACCACAUCGAGCAGUCCAUCUGCUCCCUGCCUCGUGCCGCCGGCUCCUGCAGCAGCUGGGUGGCACGGUACCACUUUGACGUCGUCACCUCCAAGUGCGCCCACUUCUGGUACGGCGGUUGCCACGGCAACAGCAACAACUUCAUGAGCCGGGCGGAGUGCCAGCGGGCGUGUCAGGUGUCGGCACCCAGCCAGCAGCGGCCUCAGCCGGUCGCGCCCAGAGGGUCGCCCGACGCCCAGUCACCCGACAUGGGCCGCACUUUCACGGCGCAGGGCGGCUCGCCCAGCGACUCCGGCAGACACGGCACUAGCGCAGCCAGACACGCCCACAGAGCUCGGGUGUAUCUGAGGCCGCGCCGGCCUUCGACUGGAGCGCGGGCUCAGAUGACCGGGCCAGCUGCCAGUUUGACCCUGGCAGGUGUUAGCAUUGAUAAGAGCGACCCAGACAAAGUGGAGGCCUUAGUCGGCCAGACGGUGGUGCUGCCCUGCAGAGUCAGCCCUCCGCCUUCGUCGACCGUCGUCGUGGAGUGGAGAAGAGAUGGGAUCUCUCUGUCGGCUCAAAGACAUCACCAGCAGCCCAGUGGCUCCCUGUUGGUCGGUCCUCUUGUGAUGUCAGACUCUGGCUGGUUCUUGUGCUUCGUCACUCAAGAACGGGAGAGAGAUCACCGCUACGUUUACCUGUCUGUCUCAGAGGCCCCGCCUCAGCCUUUCCCGACGUUCCUUCCUAAAGACAGCCCGAUCCCCAGGUUCAGCAUCGAUCAGUCAAGCCCAUCGACAAUAGAAAUGCGAACAGGUCAAGCCGUCAGACUCCCCUGCACCAUCGUCCCGGCUGCAGCUCUGCAGUCUGUCAGUAUUCAGUGGACCAAAGAUGGAAAAACCCUCAGUGACUCCAGGAUUACCCAGCAUGCUGAAGGCACGUUGGCGAUCAGCCCUCUGAGGUCUGACGACUCCGGGGUCUACACAUGUACAGCUGCCAGCCAGCAGCAGCUGGAGCAGAGGCAACUGCAACUCAGGGUCCAGGCCGACUUGAAGAUUACCACAGCUCCCAACAACAUCCAGGUGUCUGAAGGCAGCACAGCUCUGCUGCCCUGCGUCGUGUCCGGAGACAACGUCAACAUCGGCUGGUCCAGGAACGGAGUGCUGGUGCGUCCAGACGGCCGCAACAUCCUGGUAUCGUCUGACGGCAGCCUGAUGAUCAAUAACGUGAAGAGCUCUGAUGAGGGAACCUACACCUGUAAUGCCUACACAGGCAUUUAUUCUGUGAGCGCCACAGCUGAAGUCAGGGUGAUAAAAGACUCACAAGGUGUUGAUGUGCCGCCAGGCUGUGUGGACCAGCCUGAACUCGCCAACUGUAAACUCAUAGUCUACGCCCGCCUGUGCGACCAUCAGUACUAUUCCGGCUUCUGCUGCGCCAGCUGUGCCAGGCACGCGCCAAAGAACGGCAGGACUGGCCGGCAUGUCUUUUGAUACGCUGACCUUUCGCCUUUGAACUUCUGCAUUUGCCAAAUGGAAUUAAGAAUAGGGACCAGACUGCGCAGAAUUAUUUUUAUUUUAGAAAAGACCCGAUGAACGAGGAGUUCUACGGUCAGCACUUUGCUCAGAUUGCCCUCUGCAUUAAGCAACAUGAAACCUUAACAUGAAACAUCCCAUAAUAUGAUGAGGAGGCACUGAAAAUAAGCUAUCUACUCACUGGACUUAUGCUUUCUCUGUUUUUUAGAGAAUCUAAUAACCUAAUAUAAUGUAAUUUUAUUGUUCGCUUCAUUAUUUUGACUGCCUUUCUUUUUUUUAAAAAAAUCAAAAUGUGUACAAAUUCACCAUUCCUUAUUUGUCUGUGGCGUUUUUAUUGUAUAUUUUU